This is a messenger RNA of Gavialis gangeticus (Gharial), 1005 nucleotides long. It is a transcript of the gene MFAP5, whose product is annotated as microfibrillar associated protein 5. The transcript has 10 exons. The coding region runs from base 217 to 759 and encodes 180 amino acids. Gene Ontology annotation, cellular component: microfibril. Gene Ontology annotation, biological process: embryonic eye morphogenesis. The record is from RefSeq and is a predicted model, not a curated record. Lineage: Eukaryota; Metazoa; Chordata; Crocodylia; Gavialidae.
CAAGUCCUACUCUUUGGCUCCACUUUUCUUCAAAAUUGUAUUUUGAAGACGACUAACAGUGGAACGUUUUCUGGGAGUGGCUGCCUAUGACUUACACUCUGGCCAAAUGGGGGACCAGCCAAAGCAGGAAGAGACAACGUCUGCAGCUGAAGGGAGCAGAGGCAGUGGACAGCACUCAGUGACAGGGAUCCCAUCCCUUUCCUUGCUAGCCCAGCAAUGAUGAUGACCCUGGGAGCCCGCGUGCUGCUGUGCAUCCUAGCUCUUUCUGUGCCCCCAGGUGACUGGUUUCCACAAGUAGUCAAUGGACAAGAUACAGAACCAACACUCCCAACAGUCAAGGCAGAUGAGCAAGGACCCUCCACUGCAAGAUCUACUGGGUUGUAUCCAGGAUCUCCGACAGUUAGUCCUGCUAACUUUGAGACCCCAACAAAGCCGCAAGUUCUGGCUGACACUGACAGUGUGACAGGGGUACAAGAAUGCCGGGAGGAGCAGUUUCCAUGCACACGCCUGUACUCUGUUCACAAGCCUGUGAAACAAUGUAUCAGUUACCUGUGUGUGACCAGCAUGCGGCGCAUAUACAUGAUCAACAAGGAAGUGUGCUCUCGCAUCAUCUGCAAGGAGAAUGAAGUCAUGCAAGAGGAGCUUUGCCGCCAGCUGGCUGGUCUCCCACCUCGACGCCUACGCCGUUCCGGCCGGCCCCUGGGCCCUCCCUGUCACCUGCCCCAGGACCAGCAACUGCGGAAGCUCAAUGCUGUUUGAGCCAUCACUGCUGGGGGAGAGAGGAGGGUAGGGAGGAAGGAAGAGAUGCCAUUGCCCCACCCAGACCAUCCACUGCAUACCCCCAAAAGGAGCUCCCUGGCCUGCUGCAACGGCAGCCCCCACCCUCCUCUCCAGGUGCUGCCACAUGGAGUCUCCUCCCUGCUGGCCACUGGUGGUGGCUGCCAUCACUUCUCAGGUCAGAUGUGGAGAGAGCUGGAUCCUCACACCUCUCAUUCCACGCUUGAU